AUGCUCGAAUUCUUCACAAGAAGUGAUGUGCGCCAACGCCAUGAAGAGAUUCAUAAAACAAGCGCCUCGCUGGCAUCGGAUUCAUUGGCGCAGAUAAUCACUGCGUCGCCUGGAGUCCACUUGGCUGGACCAUCGCAGAUCGGUGCAGUUGAAGUUCCAAUUGUCACCUCACCAAUAGCACAACCACUCCCCGAUAGCUCAACAUAUUCACAUGAUGUCGGCCAGAAUCCAUCCGCUCACAGUCAUUAUGAUGCUCCCAGCACCCAUUGUGAGGAUGCAAUAAAUUCCUUUGAGAUGAAUACCGACAGCCUGCAUCUCCCUUGGGAAUCUACAGCAACAGAUAGCACAUAUGACGAUCAACUACUGCGAUGGAUGCAAGAGCCAUGUCUGUUCGAAGAUCUAUGUUUUGAUGAUGACAUUAUGUCUGUGCUCUUGGAAUCAGGGUCAAUGCCACCUUUCAAUGCUGCACCCAUCGUGACCGUGGAAUUAGAUCAGAACCCCAUGGCAAUAAUUUCUAGUAAUAUGAUCGCUGCCCCCAAUCUUGAUAACAGCCAAAACAUCAGUCGACCUUCAUCGCCUCCAAACGAAGCUUCCGAGGAAGACAAGUGGCCAUAUAGAUGGGACCCGGGAUCACGAGCCAUUACUGCCGCAAAGCCAAUCGAUAUAUCAGAAGGUCACCCAUUGAGACAGAACCAUGAUAUUGGCUUUGACAUAUCUGAGGCCCGUUAUGAAAGGGUGAAGGAAUUUCUUUUAGAGCCUGCACGUAGAGGCCUAGGCUUCCACUCCAUUCAAUUGCCAGACUUGGAAAUUGCGAACAUCUUCAUUCGACUGUUCUUCGUCCAUUUCGAGCCUCAAAUGCCAAUCAUUCAUCGCCCAUCUUUGUCCUCGUCUGAUGAUCUACCAGAUUCACUACUCGCUGCGAUGAUAGCGGUCGGAGCGAUCUAUAGCCGCGAAAGACAUACUUGUCGAUUCUCGAUUGUCUUACUUGACAUGGUAAGACUUAGUGCGCAGCUGGCUAUCGAGCUUAACAAUAGAUUUAUGCGUGAUCCCUUGUUUGUAUACGCCCUGGUGAUUCUUUGCUAUGCGGGCCUUUGGUGCGGCAAUAAGCGACUAUUUGAAUUAUCAGAAGUCCUGCGUGGCGCGGUCGUCACUUAUUGUCGCCAGAUCCACAACAAUGAACAUAUCUUAGCCAGGGAAGAAUUGAAAAGAUUUGGUCACACUCCAGAUGGAGAAUGGCGAAGAUGGAUUCUAAAAGAGUCAAGAAAGAGACUUUUGUGGACGGUCUACAGCCUUGACUCCUGCUUUCUCAGUGAGGUGUUCGUUUGGACUAUUGUCCGUUGUGCAAACCUUAGCAAGAUUGAGUCGUUGCGUGCGCGGCUGGAAGGCUUUGGGGUUUGCGAAGGGUUCUUUUCUGCAGUCAAGGAGGCUCUUGCUGGAGGUCCUGACCAACAAGGAAACUCCAGAAAGAACACCUCUGAGACAAACCAUGUUCUUUUCGCUGCUGCGGAUGUUAUUAGCAAGAUGACCCCCUGGAAUGCCUCGCUCAAUUUGGCUCUACUUCUUUGUCAUCGGGGGAGGGCAUCGACAGCGCGUGAUGAUCUGGAAAUCCGUAAUUGA
Messenger RNA from Penicillium soppii, 1617 nucleotides. RefSeq lists its product as uncharacterized. Gene Ontology annotation, biological process: DNA-templated transcription; regulation of transcription by RNA polymerase II. Gene Ontology annotation, cellular component: chromatin. The record is from RefSeq and is a predicted model, not a curated record. NCBI's taxonomy places the organism in Eukaryota, Fungi, Ascomycota, Eurotiomycetes, Eurotiales, Aspergillaceae. The coding region runs from base 1 to 1617 and encodes 538 amino acids. Gene Ontology annotation, molecular function: DNA-binding transcription factor activity, RNA polymerase II-specific; zinc ion binding; RNA polymerase II cis-regulatory region sequence-specific DNA binding. The transcript has 3 exons.